This is a messenger RNA of Acipenser ruthenus (sterlet), 2710 nucleotides long. RefSeq names its product nuclear receptor subfamily 4 group A member 3. The coding region runs from base 571 to 2454 and encodes 627 amino acids. Gene Ontology annotation, molecular function: zinc ion binding; nuclear receptor activity; nuclear glucocorticoid receptor binding. The record is from RefSeq and is a predicted model, not a curated record. Gene Ontology annotation, cellular component: transcription regulator complex; nucleus. The transcript is spliced from 9 exons. Gene Ontology annotation, biological process: cellular response to corticotropin-releasing hormone stimulus; regulation of transcription by RNA polymerase II. NCBI's taxonomy places the organism in Eukaryota, Metazoa, Chordata, Actinopteri, Acipenseriformes, Acipenseridae.
GUGACGUCACCUCUCCCAUGGCGUCAUAUUGACGUCUCGCAUUCCACGGUGUAAGCGCUCUCCAUAAAUGACUACUACCAAUUGGACUUCUCUCAGUACUCAAAGCUCUCAGCUCACCACAUAAACAAAGGCACAUUGCAACUUCAUCACAGCGCAUCACCAUCGUUAUACCAACACGGAGACCAGCUACAGGGUAACCGGAUCGCCCAGGGUCCCCAAACCAUUUCAAUGCAACCUGAAACAUUAUUUUGUUUUACCUACAAAAGCACUCCAGCAACUACUACGACUACUUUUUUUGUUGUUAUUUGUAUUAUUCUGGAAAUCUACACGAAACUUUAAGGAGGUUUAUCUCACAUGUAAAGACGGAACCGACACAGCAAGCAAACCCCGGUUCGGAAGAGCGCCUCCAGCCGAGCUCCAGCUCCGAGACCCGGCUAACGGAAAGUUUAGCAGUCGCUGCAGCUUCUUCCACUGAGCUCUCCAGACACCCUCCUCUCGUCACACCUCCCCCGGGAAAAACAAGCACGAUUCAGCGAGCAAAAUAUCAACCAGAUCAAUGACAUACUGAAUAUGAACAGGCCUGCGCAGUUUUUGGAACGGAUGCAUUUUGCCCACCUAAAAUGCAGACCUCGAGAUAUGCCCUGUGUGCAGGCUCAGUAUGGCCCGUCACCCCCGAGCUCCAGCUAUGCCACACAGACCUACCCUUACGCAGGGGACUAUAGCUCUGACGUCAUGAACCCGGACUACACCAAGUUUGGCAUGGACCUGAGUGGCACAGAUAUCACUGCUGCUGCCACCACUUCCCUGCCCAGCUUCAGCACCUUCGUGGAGGGCUACACCGGCACCUAUGAACUCAAGCCCUCCUGCCUGUACCAGAUGCAGUCCUCCGGGCAGAGACCCCUGAUCAAAGUGGAGGAUGCCCGCUACGCACAUCCACCCAUCCAGCAGUCCCAGUCCGAGGACCCCAUACCCAGAACCUCCAUGUACUUCAAGUCGUCACCCCCUUCCACCCCCACCACCCCUGGCUUCCCUGGCCAGCAUGGGCCCUCAUCGAUGUGGGAUGACUCCUUAACACCUGUCCCCCAGACCUGCAUGGCCCCCAGCCACUUAAUGGAGUCUGUUCCACUGAAGUCGACCCCCAGGUUCUCCCUAUUUCCUUUGAAGCAGUCCCCCCCACACACAGUGGGAUCCGGCAGUCACAUGUGCUACGAGCCCGGCCUGAGCCUGCCUAUGGGUCCCGAGAGAUCCCCCUCCUCUUCCUCUGCGGGGCAGCAGCCAGGCUUGGAGACGCACUUGUACCCCCUGCACCUGGGUAAGGGGAGCGGGCUGCAUUUCACCCCACUGACAAUGGUCCAGAGCCCCCAGAUCCUGGGGGAGAGCAGCCUCCCCUCUCCUCCCAGCCGCUCCUCCUCGUCUGGGGAGGGUACCUGUGCAGUGUGCGGGGACAACGCUGCCUGCCAGCACUAUGGGGUGCGCACCUGCGAGGGCUGCAAGGGCUUCUUCAAGAGAACGGUGCAGAAAAACGCAAAAUAUGUUUGUUUGGCGAGCAAAAACUGCCCCGUGGACAAGCGCAGACGUAACCGGUGCCAGUACUGCCGGUUUCAGAAGUGUCUCAGUGUGGGGAUGGUAAAGGAAGUGGUCCGUACUGAUAAUCUGAAAGGGAGAAGGGGCCGCCUGCCCUCCAAACCAAAGAGUCCCUUACAGCAGGAGCCCUCUCCCCCCUCUCCUCCACUCAGCCUGGUCAAUGCCUUAGUGAGAGCGCUCAGUGAGUCUACACCCAGAGAGCUCGACUACUCCAGGUUCUGUGCUACAGACCAGCCGUCCGCCUCCACUGACGCUCAGCACCUCCAGCAGUUCUACGGCCUCCUCACCGUCUCGAUAGAGGUGACCCGAACCUGGGCCAACAAGAUCCCAGGGUUCAAUGAGUUGCCCAAGGAAGACCAGACCCUUCUCAUAGAAUCUGCUUUCCUGGACCUCUUUGUGUUAAGGCUUGCGAACAGGUCGAUUCUUGCCGAGGAUAAGUUUGUGUUCUGUAACGGACUUGUGCUGCACAGAUCUCAGUGCCUUCGUGGGUUUGGGGAGUGGCUCGACUCGGUCAAAGACUUUUCUUCAAACUUUCAAAGCCUUAACCUGGACAUCGCCACCUUUGCCUGCCUGUCAGCACUAAUCAUAUUAACAGAGCAGCGGCAUGGGUUAAAAGAACCAAAAAAAGUGGAGGAGAUGCAGAACAAGGUCAUCUGCUGCCUAAGGGACCGCUUGAGCUUCAGCAGCAGUGGAGGUAGUGGGCCCGGUGCAGGGAAGGGGUCGGCAUCGCUGUCCAGGGUGCUGAACAUGCGGAGCGAGCUGAGGUCCCACCGCAGACAAGGGCUUCAGCGCAUCUUCUACCUGAAACUAGAGGACCUGGUCCCUCCACCGCCCAUCAUCGACAAAUUCCUGGACACUCUCCCCUACUGAGUCAGCUAGCCAGCGAGGCAACCCUCUGUCUCUCUCUCCCCCGGCAGUAAACUCCCCAUGGAGGUAGAGCCACGCACUUCAGCAGCCCUGUCUGGUGUAACACAAUAAAUGAGUAGAAAUAAGAGAAGAAGAGAAAAAAAAGAAAACAGCCCAGACACUUCAUGUUUGUGGACUGCCUACUACUCCCUGACUGUUUUUUCUUGCAGAACUCUUAACACAAAAAAACUGCUUUGCUGCUUUAUAUAUAUAUAUAUAU